Girardinichthys multiradiatus is the source of this 5115-nucleotide messenger RNA. RefSeq names its product F-box protein 38 (gene fbxo38). Bases 280 to 3825 code for a protein of 1181 amino acids. The transcript is spliced from 21 exons. Gene Ontology annotation, biological process: protein K48-linked ubiquitination; SCF-dependent proteasomal ubiquitin-dependent protein catabolic process. The record is from RefSeq and is a predicted model, not a curated record. Gene Ontology annotation, cellular component: nucleus; cytoplasm. NCBI's taxonomy places the organism in Eukaryota, Metazoa, Chordata, Actinopteri, Cyprinodontiformes, Goodeidae. Gene Ontology annotation, molecular function: protein binding.
AGUAACGUUCCUCACGAGCUGUGAAGAAGAAGAAGAAGAAGAAGAAAAAACCAACAGCAGCGGCAGCAGGAGAAGCCGCACUGGUAGUGUUCAUGUGCCCAUAUUUGUUAUUGUGCUUGAAUAAAACAAGACGGCUUCCAUAAACUGGAGCUGACACCUUUUAACACGAUUUUCUGGGAGACCCAGCUUAAAUCUGAGGUUCGUUCUUGUGAAAAGACUCCAGAGCACAGGGACCCUGUGUCAGUGUGUAUUUGUGUGCUGGGCAGUGACACUGAAGCCAUGGGACCAAGGAGAAAGACUUCUAAACUUCAGCCCUUAGUGAGCAGUAUUGUGGAGGAGCAACCCCUGACAGCCUUUGAGCGCAAGGACUACAUCAACGAGCUUUCCCAUGAAGUUCUCUGCCAUAUAUUCAGAUACCUUCCCAUGAAGGAUAUCAUGUGUAUGGAGUCUUUGUCUAGAAAGCUUCGAGAAGCUGUAAGUCUGUACCUGCGGGUAAUCAAAGUAGUGGAUCUAUGUGCUGGUCGCUGGUGGGAGUACAUGCCUUCAGGUUUUACAGAUAGAAGCUUUUUGAUUCUUUUGAAGAAGAUGCCUGAUUUGGAGCAACUGUAUGGCCUCCACCCUCGCUACCUGGAAAGGAGACGUGUCAGAGGUUUUGAGGCUUUCAGUAUUCCUGGAGUACUGGAGGCACUACAAUCAUGUCCUGGUCUGCUGGGUGUUGAAACAUCUCACCUGGAGCUAGUGGAAGCCAUUUGGAACUAUAUGCCUGAAGUUCACAUUCUGGGGAAGUUCCGGAACCGGAAUGGGGCUUUUCCAAUUCCUUCUGAGAAUAAACUUACCAUCCCUGUAACUGCAAAGCUCCAGACACUACACCUUGUGGGUGUGAAUAUCCCCGAGAUACCCUGUGUGUCUAUGCUACGACACCUAUACCUCAAGUGGGUCCGUCUCACCAAGCCACAACCAUUUAAGGAUUUUUUGUGUGUGAAUCUGAGAUCCUUUGUGAUGAGGAAUUGUGCAGGGCCAACCAAUUCCCUGAAAUAUGUUCCACUGGUUACGGGCUUAGCAUCAGCCCGGAACUUAGAGCAACUGGAGCUGGUGAGGGUUCCUUUCCUGGGAGGCCUUAUCCAACAUGUGGUUGAGGACAGCUGGAGGUCAGGAGGAUUUAGAAACCUUCACACCCUUGUGUUUGGAGCUUGCAAGAAUGCUUUGGAAGUGGACUUGGGCUACAUCAUUAUCACUGCUGCCCGCAGGCUUCAUGAACUGCGAAUCCAGCCAUCACUUACUAAAGAUGGAGUCUUCUCAGCUCUCAAAAUGGCUGAACUUGAGUUCCCUCAGUUUGAGACGCUCCAUUUGGGAUAUGUGGAUGAUUUCCUCCUACAAUGUAAGAUGAGUCACUUAGAGCUGGUAAAAUAUGGCCUAGCCGAUGUAAUUGAGAACCCUGGCAUCAUCACGGAUAUCGGCAUUAAGGUGGUAAAUGAGGUGUUCACUAAUAUUAAAUAUCUCCUCAUCUACAACUGUCCUCACCUUCAUAACCCUCAUCAGUGGAUCACAGAUCACUCCAGGUGGAGCCGUCUUGUUGAUCUUACAUUAGUUCGUUGUCAUGCUAUCAAACUGGAAUCUUUCUGCCACUUCAUAGAGUUACUUCCCUGCCUGGAGUUCAUCUGUUUGGACCAAAUGUUCAGAGAGCCACCUAAGGGUUGUGCCAGAGUGGGUCUGAGUGCAGGAACUGGUAUUGGUGUGUCAUCUGCACUUGUAAGCAACCAGAAUGCCAGCAAUGAUAAUAACCAGCACCAUCACCCUAAUGAAGCCAACAUGCCUGCUGCUCCUCCACCUGUCAACAAUAUAAAUAACAACCAAAGACAGCACCAUGAUGAGUCACAAGAAAUAAAUGGAUUGCAGGAAGAAGAUGAAGAUGAAGCAGAUGAGGUUGUGUAUGAGGAAGAGAAACUGGAGACUGAGCCUCAUAUAGACCUGAAAGAAGCGGAAGGGGGAAUGGGGAUAGAAAACAUGGCAGACCCGAUUUGUCAAGCUGGAACAUCACGACCUUCCGACGAGGAACAAGCAGGUCCCAGCGGUUUAAACCAGCAGUGUAGAUCCGCUCAUGCUGUCACAUCUAAGCUUCCACUGGUUGUCUCAGACUCUGACAGUGAGGAAGAGGAAGGCCUUUCAAGGCUAAUACCACCUACUUGUUUGCAGGAGCCAGCUGCCUGUCCAAAAGGUAAAGGAAAGACUCCUCUACGACGAAACAAAAGCAUUGCUGUCUCUGAUCAGGAAACCGCUCAGGUGUCAAAGAGCGCCUGUGACAAGAGCUGUCAGGUGACCAGCGAACAGAUUAAGGCAGACAUAAAGGCUGCUACAGAGAACUGCAGAAGAUCUGGGAGUAAGGAAAAGACCUCUGUGAUUGUGGGGGCCGGUGGGAGACCAAGGGCUGACAGUGGGUCAGUACAAAGCACUGGCAUUACUGGGGCAGCUUCAAGCAGUAGAACAAGGCCCAUAUCAGGAUCUUUGAGCAGGGUAGGAGCUGGCACCACUCCCACUGGGCAUGUGGAUGAAUUUGGGAGGAUAACUGACAGGAACUCCAGCAGACCAAACACUGACAGAUCUACUGGAUGCAGUCGGACUGAUGAAUGUGGCAAGUCCGACAUGCAGAUAGGGCACAGUUUCACAAGUGAGAAAAGGGAGCAUUCUUGUUCCGUUAGUGUGGGAAACCUGACAUCAGGCUGUUCUUCUACUGGGACGGCAGUGCUGGAAGAAAGACACGGAGGCACACAACCAACCAAUACUGGGAUGGCGUCUGUAAUUUGUUCCCAGCAUAAUGAGGGCUUGCAUCAAAGUCCUGACGACUUUGUUCCAAGACGGCCUUUAACAAGAUCUUGCACCCACAUGUCUAUGGAGUCUUUGGAACCCGAAUCAGAUCUUUUAAAAGCUAGGUUUCGAGUACCAGUGAGGAGGAAACGGAUGACUGAUAAAUCAACCAGCACCUCUGACCCAGUCACUGAGGAUGAUCACGUACAGGUUUUGUCCCUGAAGAGUAAGAACUUGGUGGGCAUCACUCUGACCAACUGUGGAAUCACUGACCUGGUCCUCAAAGACUGUCCCAAGAUGAUGUUUAUUCAUGCAACUAGAUGUCGUGUUUUGAAGCAGCUGAGAAUAGAAAGGGCACCCAUAGUAAAUAGAUUUGACUUUGCUCAGUGUAAGAAGCUGGACAUGGAGCAGGUUCUGGAUCAGAUUCUAAGAAUUUCUCCUGAGAGAAACCGCAUUAUCUACAUGCGACCUAUGCAUCAGAUUGACUCGAUAGCACUGGAGCGGCAGCUUUUCCAGGGGCCAUAUCCCUAUCAUAUUGCUGUUGUGCAUGAAUUCAGCAACCCGCCAAAUAUACGCAACAAAGUCCGCAUUCGCAGUUGGAUGGACACCAUAGCUAAUAUCUGCCAAGAGUUGAUCAAGUAUGAGUUUUUCCCAGAAACCACAAGAAAAGAAGAUGAUACGAAGAAGCAUCCUAAAUACCCAUGGGGUCGGGCCAUCUACACACUGGAAGGAGUUGUUGAUGGAGCUCCCUACUGCAUGAUAACAGAUUUUCCCUGGCUAAGGACUCUGAUAGCAGCUGACCCCAACAGCUAUGCCCGCUGUGAUUUUGAGGAUGAUGAAAGCACCACCAUCUAUGCUCCACGGCGUAAAGGGCAGCUGUCUGCUGACAUCUGCAUGGAAACCAUUGGUGAGGAGAUCUCAGAGUGCAGACAGAGCAAGAAAGGGGUGUUCCAAAGAGUGGUGGUUCUCUUCCUUCAUCACUGUGAUAUGCCUGGAGAGCCUGUGCAUGAUGACUAUAUCUAGACAGAGGGAGCUCUCAACUCAAGGGUCUUGACCUAAAGGUGUUUGGAAAUGUCAAAUGUAGUAAUAUGUUUGGAAAGCAACAGGUCAGGCCUGUGUCUUUCUCCACCCAAUUGUCUUUAGUUUUUAGGUUCUUCUGUUAUUAGACACACAACUUUUUUGUCUCUGAAGAUAUACCUAAAAUGUUUUGACAGAGACUUCUGUCUUCAUCAUAGGGUCACUAGAUGGUACGUGACGUGUCCAAAUCAGCUGUUGUUCACUGCUGUUGGCUAAUAGCUGAAGGACGUUGUUCCAGGUGUAAGAAAGCUGGAAGGCCUAUUGGUCCUGUUUCACAGCUGUGUGGGCUCGUUUUCUAAUCUCCACCGCCUACAUGAUCCAUUGCUGAUGUCUGUUGUUUUCCAUACAGAUGAUUUUUGUCCUUUCCCAAUCCACAAUGUGGUUUUCCUAUUUGCAGUGGCCCACUAUCACUGAUUUUAAGUUCCUACACCUAGAACAACAUCCUCCAGCGAUGAGCCAGCACCAGGGGGCGGUGUCGGCCUGUCAUAUUGACGGGAUGACACAGCCUCAGGGAAUAACAGCUGAUUUUGACAUGUGACAUACUAUCUAGUGGCACCUCUGAUGAGGAUGGAAGUCUUCAUCGAAACCUGUCAGGUAUUUCCUCAGAGUCAAAAAGGUUAUGUGUUUAAUAAUAAAAGAACCUAAAGACUAUAUUGUAUACAGACACAAUGAAUCUUUUUGGAAUAAGACAUUGGUAUACCUAUGUAAAAAAAAAAAAAAAAGAAUAAAUCAGUCAGGACAUGCUAUAAGAUGAUAAGCUUGUGUUGGACAACUGAAGAGCUAAACUUACAGCUUUAUUUACACCAUGAUUAAUUUGUAGGUUAAAACUUCAUUUCUUUGGAUCCUGAUCAUUUUCUUAGCAAAAACAAAAAGGGGGUACAUUCAAUAACAGAUUGGCAAAAGUUCUGUAAAACAAAAAAACUGCUGAUUUUAGGGAAAAAUGUGUUCUAGUGGUUUUAGUCCUCCAAUGUGAGAAUACAUGCAACUAAGGAUAAUGGUUGGUUGCCCUGCUCUUCUUUCCUACAGUCUGUUAUUGAAAACAAGUCUUUCAUUUAUUUAUUCUUAGUCUGCUUUUGAAGUUGAUUUUUUUGUCUUUUUGUGCAGACAUCAUGGUUUUGGAUAUCUAAAGGUUUUUCAGUUUAUCUUUAGAAUUUGUCUUGACUAAUUUUUCAACGGAUGUUGUUUUUACCCUCAAAUUGUUAAACAUUUAUUAAUAAAAGAGACUCAUAAUUUCAA